This is a messenger RNA of Tripterygium wilfordii, 2172 nucleotides long. RefSeq lists its product as uncharacterized. Gene Ontology annotation, cellular component: RNA polymerase I transcription regulator complex. Gene Ontology annotation, biological process: transcription by RNA polymerase I. Bases 479 to 2017 code for a protein of 512 amino acids. Lineage: Eukaryota; Viridiplantae; Streptophyta; Magnoliopsida; Celastrales; Celastraceae. The transcript has 10 exons. The record is from RefSeq and is a predicted model, not a curated record.
GCCGCCUGCGCGACUUCACCUUGCAAUUGCAGAUGCUUGAACCCUAAAAUUCGCAUACGAAUGUUCUUCGCUUGUUGCGCUGGGAUUUGACUCGGUUCUGUGCUAUUUAUUUGUUCUAUUCUUUGCUGUCGCUUGUUCUACUCUCUGCUGGAGGCGCCUGGAGCUAUUCUGUAUUCUCUUUCAUCGGUUCUAGAGGUGUUCCUGUUAGUCGGUUGUUCUAAUCUGCUGGUCGACUCAGGUUCUUCAUUCUAUCUAAUAUUCUUGUACCAUCGUGUUCUGUAAUCUGUCUGCUUCUGCUCAUCUGCUGUUGUGUUCUUCGAUUCAAUCCUUUGAAGAGUCUCUGCUCUUGAAAUGUUGUUAUUUGAGAAUUGAGGAAAUUCAUGAAUGUAUGUUUGAGAAUUGUGAUUUACCAAUUCAUCGUCAGCUUUAUCAACGACUAUAGAGCUCAUCUCCAAGAACCUUGAGAGAGGCUUGUACCAUGAAUUUGUCAGAGAAAGACGACACAACAGAUUCUGAAAGUGAAAUCGAAAUGGAGAUUAGUGGCUUAUUAGAUAGUGAUAAUGAAGACGCAGAACUGGAUAUUCAAGGUGAAGAUGAGCAAGGCAGUGUUAUAAAACUCGGGAAACGCAAAAGGGAGGCAAUUUAUCAGUUAAUGGAUUAUGGAUUAUCAAAAACAUUAUCUGGGGGAGGUUUUCGAAGGAAGAAGACUCGCGAUAAGUUGUGCAAUAUCUUGCGCAAGCUGGUGGGACAACAUGAUUGGAAGACGGCUAGCCAAGUUGUAAUGGUGUUACUGAAACGGACUUUCACUUGCAGAGAUAAAUCUCAUUCCACCCGACUCAUAUUUUCGGUUUUGUUGGAGCUAAUUAAGCAAGUGGAUAGCGGAUAUCUUCGCAACCCAUACAAGAUGCAGAAGAUUUACGCCAUGUGGCUGAGGAGAGUUCAGUCUAAGGAAGACAAAGUUUCAAUUUUGGUGGAGUGCACCCUUCACUUCCUUACACAAAGAAAACCGGAGGAAGCACUAAAUCUUGCAUCUAGCCUGAUGCAACAAGAUGAUUUACCGAGUCUUCCUAUAUCGAAUAUGAUUAUAGGCAUGAUAUUCUAUAUAAAAUCAUUUUCAAGCGUAGCAAAAGAUAUGCAGUAUGCAUUUUCAGACUCAUGGUACUCCCCAAAGGAGCCAAACACGCUCGGUUCAAAAUUCAACGACCAGGUUGGAAACUCAGCAGCUUCUAAUGCAGAGGGCUGGCAUUUGUGGCUGUUGCCUUGCAAGUCGCUGCUCUCUACUGACGAGGGCAUCAAAUAUGACUUAGACUAUAAAAGGGCCGUGGAGUACUUACGAUUGGCUCUCGACUCAUCACACCCAAUGUUACCGGCAUUAGCUCCAUUGAUACAGUUGUUACUGUUUGGAAGAAAAUUUGAUGAAGCUUUUGACACAGUCAACAAGUUUUGUGAGAAUUCACACACACCACUUCCUUUCAGAUUAAAGGCCAGCCUUCUUGAACAUUUCUGUGGUGACGACUAUGCGAUGCUUUCAGCCUGUUAUGAAGAUAUUCUGAAAAGGGAUCCAACAUGUUCCUAUUCACUGGAAAGGCUUGUGAGCAUGCAUAAUAAUGGAGACUAUGCUGUGGAAUCUCUUUUUGACAUGAUAGUUUUGCAUUUGGAUGGCACCUUUGCACAACACAAAACAUGGAAAGAAUUUGCAGACUGCUUUCUUAAACUCUAUAAAAUUGAAAAGGAUGGUAACGUUCUCUAUUCUAUCUGUAAGGACUCAAUCAAGACUUGGAAACUACGCCGCAGAUGGUGGUCCAGACGGCACUUCAGCCCAGACAUCCUUGCCUCAGAAAUUGCUGGAGGUGACUUUCCUUUGUUAACUUAUAAAGCAGCAUGUGCAUAUCACUUGUAUGGAAUGGAGUUUGGAUAUGUUUCAAAGGCUUGUGCUUGUCUGGAGAAGGAACAGAUAAACAGUGACUUGUUUGCAUACUUGAAGAAUUCCACCAGCAUCCCUUCUUACUUCAUGUAGAAACACAAACUAGAGUUGGAUUUUGUGCUUACAGUUCAUGCAGACAUGCUAAUUGAGUUUAUGUUUUUCUUUCUUUUGUAAACAAACUGAUGCAUUCUGUCCUCAUGUCUCCUGUUUAAAUUUUGCGUUACAUGAUUGCAUUGCUUGAUUUAGUA